Molecule: messenger RNA, 1288 nt
Organism: Myxocyprinus asiaticus (Chinese sucker)
Lineage: Eukaryota; Metazoa; Chordata; Actinopteri; Cypriniformes; Catostomidae
Product: thioredoxin-like protein 1
Exons: 8
Coding region: 141-1010 (289 amino acids)
Source: RefSeq, a predicted model, not a curated record
UGUCGUCAUCGCUACACAGGAAGUGUGAUCCCGGCUGAAGCGUCGUGCUGCGCGGCCCCGUUCAGUAUUUCUGAUCAAUCGGAUUGAUUAGAGGUGAUUAAUAGCGCUGAUCAGUGAUCUGUCACCCGUGUGUGAGAGUCAUGGUCGGGGUGAAAGUGAUCGGGACGGACUCGGAGUUCCAGGCGGAGAUGAGCGGCGCGGGAUCCCGGCUAGCCGUUGUGAAGUUCACCAUGAGCGGGUGUCGUCCUUGUGUCAGAAUAGCUCCAGCCUUCAACAUGUUGAGCAACAAAUAUCCUCAGGUUGUGUUUCUUGAAGUGGACGUCCACGUCUGUCAGGCAACAGCUGCUGCCAAUAAUAUCUCAGCAACGCCAACGUUCCUGUUUUUCCGAAACAAAGUGCGUGUGGACCAGUAUCAGGGCGCAGAUGCUUCCGGACUGGAGGAGAAAAUCAAACAGCAUGUGGAAAACGAUCCCGGGAGCAACGAGGACUCUGAUAUUCCCAAAGGCUACAUGGACCUGAUGCCGUUUGUGAAUAAAGCGGGCUGUGAAUGUCUCAAUGAGAGUGAUGACUUUGGUUUUGAUAACUGCUUAAUCAAGGACUCAUCUUACUUGGAGUCAGACUGCGAUGAACAGCUUCUGAUCACGAUGGCCUUCAAUCAACCUGUCAAACUCUUUUCCAUGAAACUGCAGUCUGUAGAGUUUGCUCAAGCUCCAAAGAGUGUGAAGAUUUUCAUUAAUCUUCCUCGUUCGAUGGAUUUUGACGACGCAGAGAGAAGCGAAGCCACACAGGCGCUCGAUCUGUCAGAGGAAGACUACAAAGAUGACGGACUGAUCCCGCUCAGAUACGUCAAGUUUCAGAACGUCAACAGCGUGACUUUAUUUAUUAAGUCAAACCAAGGCGACGAGGAGACAACGAAAGUGAACUAUUUGACAUUUAUUGGAACCCCUGUCCAGGCGACAAACAUGAAUGACUUCAAACGGGUUGUGGGGAAGAAGGGAGAAAGUCACUGAAGAGGAAAAGACGACACGACAUAUUGCUGCAUCUCUCCACGGGCGUCUCUCUCUGCCAACAUGACUGGGCAACGUCCACACACACACACACACACACACACACAAACACUGCCGAGCACUGGAAUCGUCCCUCAGCUCGCCAUCUGAGAGAGAGAGAGAGAGAGAGAGAGAGAGAGAGAGGACAGCUUUGUCUCAAUGAGGCCAUGUAUCAGAAAUCAUUUCUAUCCGAAACCCUCAUGGAAAUGUUCCUGUAAAUAAAGUCGAUCCUUUUUCAAAGG